Molecule: messenger RNA, 1323 nt
Organism: Micromonas commoda
Lineage: Eukaryota; Viridiplantae; Chlorophyta; Mamiellophyceae; Mamiellales; Mamiellaceae
Exons: 1
Coding region: 1-1323 (440 amino acids)
Molecular function (GO): protein binding
Source: RefSeq, a predicted model, not a curated record
AUGUUCGCGGUCGCUCCCAUCCUCGGCGCGGGCGCGGUCGGCCUCGGCCGCGCGCGAACGCUCCCCACGUCCACGCGGAUAUCGACGUCGCCCCGCUCCACCAAUCGGGUCGCGACGGUCGUUCGCGCCGCGCGCAAGGGCUCGCCCCAGAGCGCGCAGGGCCGCAAGAAGAUGAGCAAGGGCAAGAUCGCGAAGAAGAACCAGGAGUUCAUCGAGCAAGACACCGAGAAGGACGCGCAGAUCGAGGCCAUGCGGAAGGCGGCCGCGGCGUCCCGCGCGAGCGUCGACGAGGGCGAACAAGCAUCCUCGAUGCCUCCCGGAAAGCUCGACGGCAUGAGCUUCGAGGAUAAGCUCAAGGCGGUCAAGGAGGAGGGCGCCGCGAAGCGCCAACAGAUGGCCGAGGCCGAGGCACCCCGCAAGCUCAUGGACGAGAUGCUCACCGGCAAGGCGCCCGUCAUGCGCUCCUCCAUCUACGACGACGCGCCAGCCAAGCCGGGCGGGAUCACGUUUGCGCAGGCUGGGGGCAAGACCCCGGAUGACGAGCUCAACGUCUUCGUCAAGAUCGGCGCGGGUCUCCUCUCCCUCGGCCUCCUCGUCGUCUUCAUCCCGUCCGAUUUCGUGUUCAGCACGAACGUCUCGAGCGCGCCACAGGGGGAGCUAUCCCCCGAGAUCGUCGAGCAGGUCAAGAAACAGGCUUCCAUCUACGAGGAAGCGCUGGCGUCCACUCCCGAGGACGUCGACAAGCUCCGGGGCGCCGCCGAGUCGUACGUCGUGCUGGAGGACUACACCGCCGCCAUACCGCUGCUCAAGCGGCUGCUGGAGAUCCAGCCGAGCGUGGAGAACGUGGGAAACCUCGCGGACGUGUACGCCGCCAACGGGUCACUCGCGAAAGCCGCCGAGGUGUAUCGCGACGCCGUCAACGCGGAGUGGUCGGGGGCGAGCCUGAAGCCGCCCGCGCUCGUCAAGGGCCUGGUGGACGCGCUGGACAAGGACGGGCGGUACGGCCUGAGCCUCGAGUACGUUAAGAAGUUUCGGGAGAAGGGGCAGGUGGACGACGUGGACGGCGCGCUCUUGGAGGCGAGGGUGUACAGCGGGUGGAAAGGGCACUCCAAAGAAGCGGAGAAGGCGUACCAGGACGUCAUCGACACACACGGCGACGACUUCAGGGGGUACCUGGCGAAAGGGGUGUUCUACAGGGAGAUCGGCAAGCCGGACGCCGCGGAGGGGAUGUUUCGGCAGGCCAAGGCGCUGGUGCCGGGUGAGAUGAGGGAGGUUGCGAACGCGGUCAUCGCGCAGGCGAAGGCGCAGGGCGCGCUGCAAUAG